Haliotis rufescens (red abalone) is the source of this 864-nucleotide messenger RNA. Its product is annotated as leucine-rich repeat-containing protein 42-like. The record is from RefSeq and is a predicted model, not a curated record. Lineage: Eukaryota; Metazoa; Mollusca; Gastropoda; Lepetellida; Haliotidae. The transcript has 6 exons. The coding region runs from base 1 to 765 and encodes 254 amino acids. Gene Ontology annotation, molecular function: protein binding.
AUGAGAAGCAAAAAGAAAUUUUUACAACUGCACUUUCUCUUGAUAAAUUCUCAGUCAACAAUUCAAGGCUUGAAGCAAACCUUACAAACCCUAAAUCUUCGAUGCAAUGCCAUGACAGACAAUGGUAUGCGGAAGCUAACGGCGCCAGUUCGGAUGUUCAAGCAAGGUCUGCAGAUGCUCAGGAAUAUAGACAUAUCAGGGAAUCAGCUGACGGAAAGAGGAGUGAAGUACCUGUCAAGUCUUCCUGUGCUUCAAAUCAUACAUCUGUCUGAAAACAAAAUUAAAAACUACAGCCUGUUGAGAGAGCAGAGGUUUUAUUUAUCCAGUGAGAUGGAGGCAUUGUGCCGACAGGUGUUUGACAUAGAGACACAUGGCUGGGCUGCCCCGGUAGUGCAGGCAUGGACUGCACAAGCUCAGAAACCUCCACACAAGACAAAGAAAUCAUCAUUUUAUCGCUCACAGAACAAUGUCGAGUCCAAGCCAUCCCCCGUCCUUCCUCCGCCCCCCAUAUACUCUCGUGUGCUCAUAUCGGACUCACUGCGUCCAGGCAACACAGGAGAACACACUCCUCGCCAGUCCUCGCACACAUCAGCAGCAACACUGGACUCCACCAGUAGUACCAUGUCUGGAGACAAGCCUCGCACAUUGGCUGUGGUGGAGGUACAAAAUGACCCCGAGGAAGAGGAUCUGAUGAAAAUGUAUGGUGGUUACUGUUCAUCAACAAAGCGAGAAACCCUGUCGAGUGUGUUGUCUGGCUGCUUGUGAUCGUCUGUUGGCUGCAGAGCCUGUUUACCCCCCUCUGGACAGUCUCACCGAAAGGAUGCUAGACCUGCAACUAUUGUAAUUGAUACACUGAAGCAUGGA